AUGGAUACAGUAAUGUCAAGCUCCAAGUUUGAGCAAAGUCAGUCUGAAAAUCUUCAGGAUUCGCUGGAUUUGCUGAAUUCUCUGAAUUCUCUGAACUCUUUGAACUCGGUGGAUUCCCUCGACACUUUGGGCACAAUAGACUCUCUGAAACCUCGUUGCUUGCUCCAAGGUGAAAUUUCCUACUCUGACGCCAGAGAGGAUGAUGCGAAUAUCCUUCAUCAGUUGAGCUAUAUUGACCAAAGGAGCAAAUUUUUUGAUUACAUUUCCCGAAAUCGACUACGAAUUCAAUCCAUAGUUGCCCACCAUCUCGGCCUCGCUUCUGAACUAUGUCAUGUUGUUGAUGAACAGGAUUGGAUAUGUGGGAGCUUCAAUGUUUGCAUACGAGUUGAUAUUGGGGGCCAAGAACGAAGUGUUGAUGAUGACCAAGAACAAUAUCCGGAAAAGCAGCUGAUGAUUCGCUUUCCGUUGCCAUAUCGGAUUGCUGAGAGUUGCUGUCCAGGUAAUUCAGAUGAGAAGGUCCGCUGUGAAGCUGGGACAUAUGCCUGGCUUGAAGAGAAUUGCAAAACUCUGCCGAUUCCACAGCUUUAUGGCUUUGGUCUAUCUAGUGGAGAAACUGUAUGCAUCUGA
This is a messenger RNA of Penicillium taxi, 627 nucleotides long. RefSeq lists its product as uncharacterized. The coding region runs from base 1 to 627 and encodes 208 amino acids. The record is from RefSeq and is a predicted model, not a curated record. The transcript has a single exon. Lineage: Eukaryota; Fungi; Ascomycota; Eurotiomycetes; Eurotiales; Aspergillaceae.